AGAAGUGAUGCACUGUGAAGCUGUGGCAGAGAGAGAGAGACCCACACACACCGGAGGACCCACACACACCAUCCUCUGCGGGGAUAUUCCUUCACUCGCCCCGUGUCUUGAAGAGCAGCGACUACUUAUGGUGUUUGGUUUUUUUUAAUCUUGGCUCCAUUGCUCUGUUUUUCAUCGCCGGAUACAGGAAUAUUUAGGAUAAUUAGUGGCUGAUAUUCCAGAGUGCGAUCGAGGAUGACAUUCGGGCGAUUUGUUCUUCUUUAGAGACAGUUUGGGUCGGACACGGAGGACGCGCACUGCGCACAUGCCCCUGUUGGAUUACCGCACUCUCCUCUGUCUGAAGCUGUCAUCAUGAGACGUGCCUGUAAAUGAAUUUCACCUCCGCGUCCACUCGUCACAUGCCGCCGUCCCUCACAGUCUCCGGAUCCAGAUGAGAGAUCUCCCCGGUGGAGCUCAAACGCUUUUACGCAGCCAGUCCCCGGAGCGCAGCGCCGCCGACGCCAGCUGUUACCCGCACCGGACAGGAGCGGAGCGACCGUCCGUUCCCUCACCCGCGACUUGUCCGUUUCCCUCGGAUCCCGUGCGUCAGGCUAAGAGGCUUCCCAUCCGGAUCGUCAGGAUGUUGACGGCGCACAGCGGCCACUUGCUGCACCCGGAGUAUCUCCAGCCCCUCACAUCCGCGCCAGUCAGCAUCGAACUGGAUGCCAAGAAGAGUCCUUUGGCUCUGCUGGCCCAGACCUGCUCUCAGAUUGGCAAACCUGACCCCCCCUCUUCCUCAAAGUUGGCCGCCCUCUCCUCAGGCAGCCUGGGAGACAAGGAGUCAUCCAGCCGCUCAUCCAAGUCUGGAGAGCAGCACCAGUCCCCUGAGGACAAAUCCAGCUUCAAGCCUUACUCCAAGUCAUCAGGCGGUGACAGUCGCAAGGAUGUUCUAGUGACAAAGGGGCCUUCUGAUAAACAAGCUUUCAGGGUGCCAAAUGGAAACUCCAGUGGUGGCAGUGCUUCGUGUCAAUCCUUUCCCCCCCAUUCCCAGUCACCCAACUCCAGCUCUCCUCCACUGCACACCCAGAGCCAGCCCCACAGACAAAGCCAUUCCCCCUCCACGCAGCCCCCAUCACACUCACAACCCCCACACAUGGACAACAAACCCGGGAGCUCAGAGCUGGCCAGCUCGGACACCAACCACAGCAGUGCUGGCAAAAAAGACUCCGAUGUGGCUAAAUCAGGGAUGGAUGGGGCUCAGUUAGCCAACUCAAGCCACGUACGGGCCAGUGCCAACUCCAGCAAUGCUAGCUCUGCCAGCAGCCCGCGGCCGGAGAGCAAGGCCGACCUGCAGGCAUCUUCACAGUCUGGCCUGGGCUCAGGGCACAUUGCUCCUGUCUCCCCUUUUAAGCCAGGACACUCUGUCUACCCCUUGCCUCCUGCUUCAAUGGGCUACCAUGGCUCGAUUGUCGGAGCCUACGCUGGCUACCCCUCCCAGUUUGUUCACAGUUUGGAUCAUACCAAGUCUAGUUUGGGGAUUGGACUUCAGGGGAAGCACCCCAGCUCAAGCCCCCUCACUGGAGCCUCACCUCCAUCUUUAAUGCAGGGCUUAUGUCGGGACCCAUACUGUCUGACUUACCCCAAUGCACAUCAUCUAGGAGGCAGUAACUGCAACACCUGUGUUCACGAUCCCUCAAACUUUAAGUCUGGUUUCCCCUUGGUUUACCCUUCACAUCAUCUUCACUCCUUGCAUUCCAGCGCUCUGUCCUCCAGCACCAACCCCUCCCUUUCCCACCCCCUCUACACGUAUGGUUUCAUGCUCCCCAAUGAACCUCUGCCUCACGCCUGUAACUGGGUGUCUGUUGGAGGUCCUUGUGACAAGCGUUUUUCCACAUCAGAGGAGCUACUAGCACACCUGCGCACCCACACCGCCCUGCAUGGGAUGGUGGACAGUAAGCUGUUGUCAGCUUACCCGUCAUCGGUUUCAUCGACAGCCUCUUGCCACCUGCACCUGCCCCCACACAGCAGCCCAGGUACUCUGCCCGGUUCCUUCUCCCUCCGAGGCUCCCCUGGUUUGAGCCUGGCUCGGUACCAUCCCUACAGCAAAUCCCACCUGCCCGGAGCCCCAGGACUUCAUAUGCCUUCCCUCGCCUCCUCCUCAGCGUAUUACUCCCCCUAUGCCCUCUACAGUCAGAGACUGGGCUCAGCCUCAGCCCUUGGAUACCAGUGAUGUCUGAAAUAAUGGCGAUAACAGUGGACUCUUCAGAGCAGCCAUGAAGAAGAAUUCUCGAGACUGGGGUCAUGACCAGUACAGGACAUUACGCCUGCCAGGACUAGCACCUGUUAGCCUCAGGAUUGUGAUUGGGUCACUGUUGGAUUGUCCACAGCACAGAACCAAGAGACUUAAGUACUAAAGAUGGUGGGGAGCAGAGCUUGAAAAUUAUGAAUUUGUGGGAUUUUUUUUUUUCAACAGUUUGAUUUGUUUGUUUGAUUCGUAUUUCUCUAUAUCUGUCUCCCAGAACUGAAAGUCUGUAUUUAUUUUUCACUCAAGCGCUUGGUAUUCAACUCUGGGGGGAACUUUUGCUGUCCAAAUAAAUUGUUCUUAAGUAUUCUAACUGAAAAAGAAUGAUUUAAGUAUAGUACCAUUAUGCCUAUCAUACACACUAAAAAUAAAAAUCUUGCACCAUGAUGACGAUGGACUAUGAGGCUUUAUUCUGGGAAUCUGUUUAUAUCUCCUUUCUUUUCUGCUGUUGUUUUUUUUUCCCUUCAUAUUCUACUGUACAUUCAAAUUCUGGAGGAGUGCAUGUCCAUGAAAGUUAUCUUGAACAAUGUCAUUAUUUUUAUUUGUAAAUAUGCAAAGAUGUAAUAUUUUUUCAAUUUUACUUGGGGUCAGCAAUUUGGGGUCAACUAAUGCAAAUGGUACAAAGAUAAGAUAAAAUGACAUAAAUAAAAACGAUUAAUGAUGGCUGUGCUAUCAAACCAACAGGAAAGGGUCUUAUUUUGUCUAAUAAACGAUACAUGAUUUUGA
Hippoglossus stenolepis (Pacific halibut) is the source of this 3007-nucleotide messenger RNA. It is a transcript of the gene znf703, whose product is annotated as zinc finger protein 703. Gene Ontology annotation, biological process: negative regulation of DNA-templated transcription. Gene Ontology annotation, cellular component: nucleus. The transcript has 2 exons. The record is from RefSeq and is a predicted model, not a curated record. Bases 431 to 2209 code for a protein of 592 amino acids. NCBI's taxonomy places the organism in Eukaryota, Metazoa, Chordata, Actinopteri, Pleuronectiformes, Pleuronectidae.